Molecule: messenger RNA, 2139 nt
Organism: Polyodon spathula (Mississippi paddlefish)
Lineage: Eukaryota; Metazoa; Chordata; Actinopteri; Acipenseriformes; Polyodontidae
Product: 2-oxoglutarate receptor 1-like
Exons: 2
Coding region: 112-1101 (329 amino acids)
Biological process (GO): G protein-coupled receptor signaling pathway
Cellular component (GO): plasma membrane
Molecular function (GO): G protein-coupled receptor activity
Source: RefSeq, a predicted model, not a curated record
CUAUGUGGGCGUGUAAAGAACACAAUACAUAACCCCCUGAGAGCCUUUGAGGAAACCACUGGAUAAAACAGACCAGAAGCAACUCAUUGUGUAGCAAUACUAAUUCGUGCCAUGGAAGGCAAUGCUUCAGACAGCGCUUCAACUUAUAAACCUGCUCCCAACUGCACCAACGUUGAUACUCUAAUGAAGAGGUAUUAUCUCCCAGCAAUGUAUUGUAUAAUAUUCAUUGUGGGCUUAUUGGGAAACCUGUUCGCCAUCACAGUAUAUCUGGUCAAGAUGAGACCAUGGAAGAGCAGCGGCAUCAUCAUGUUUAACCUUGUGGUAACAGAUUUUCUGUAUAUGUUGACUCUGCCGUUUUUGGUAUACUAUUACACCAAUGGCGAUUCCUGGACCAUGGGAGAUUUCAUGUGCAGGUUUGUGCGCUUCGCUUUUCACUUCAACCUCUACGGGAGCAUCCUGUUCCUCACCUGCCUCAGUGUCUUUCGCUACGUCGCCAUUGUCUACCCCUAUCGAACUCAGGAGGUGCAAAAGAAACGGUGGGGCAUCCUUCUUUGCACCAUUGUCUGGGCAACUGCAGCAGUGGCAGUCACCCCCAUGACGACAAUGAUCUCUCUGGUUGAAUUGCAGAAUGUUAUGCAAUGCUUAGAUUUUGCGAGCAAUGACUUGGAAACAGUUUGGUGGUAUGGCUGGCUUUUGACAGUGCUGGGGUUUCUUGUACCCUUAGCGAUUGUAUGCAUGUGCCACUUCAGCAUUGUACGGGCACUGAACACAGGGCCUCACACUCAGAGUGAGUGCAGGAUAAAGGCCCGACGUCAUGUCGUCCUCAUCAUUGUUGUGUUUGUGCUGUGCUUUCUGCCUUUUCAUAUAUCAAGAGCCAUCCGGGUGGAAACCAGGAGACCUGAGUUUGACUGUCUUGUGAUGAGGCGAGCUCAUGCAGCAUACAUCUUCUUUAGGCCAGUUGCAGGACUGCACACUUUUUUCAACUUAGCUUUGAAUACAACUGCUGUGGAUCAGUUUCAGAAAGCCUGUGCUGAGCUUUUCAAUUGCUUCCGUUGUGAAUCAAAACGCAAGGAAGUUUGCAACGUGGCUGUCAUUUCAUAAAUCCGACAACCCUUCAUAAAUGUAUAUGUAUACAAUUUAAAAAGACUGUUUGGAUAACUUUCAAGAAGUAAUAUUGAGGUUUUUCUGUUUAUGAACUCUGGGAUAUAUUAUUCUUAUUAGUGCAAUUACUGUGAAUCAAAACUAGUUUGUAUCUUAUGUUAAAGCAAAUGUUGAAACCAUGUUAACCAACUUUUGGUGAUGCCAGCAAGCUAAUGAUAAAAUGAUAAGCACAACACAAUGAUACAAUGCCUUGAGACCAAGGGUUUAGCUUUAGAUUAAUGUAAAAAAGUUGGUCACUUAAUGAAUGCUGAUCAAACUCCAUCUCAUGGGAUUUCUAGAUCCAAGGUAUGAUUUAAAAACAUAUAUGUAUUUAAAAUGUACAGCAUGCAGUUCACCUUACCUGCAGUGUAACACGUAUAUUUAGAGAAAUGAAAAAUCUUUAUCAAUGUCUUGAUCAAUUCAAUACAACUGUACAUUUCAUUUUAUUACUACUCUUAACUGUAAAAUAUAUAUAGAUUUAUGAUGCUCUAAAAAAAGUUUUAAGACGGGACUUGACUAUAUAACAAAGUGCCACUUUACAUUAACUGUCAGUAACUGCAGUGUGACCGGAUUUGUAGUUCUUAGUAAUUGCAUUAUAUACAACCACAUGUGUAAUUACAGUAAAAUUACAAACAACAAUAACAUGUGUCACUUAGUAAACACAUUGUUGCAUUGUAACCAUAUGUGUCAGUACUGUGUUACUGUAGUGUAGAUGCUGUGCAGUAACACUUCAUUUAAAGUGUUUGCCAGUAAAGACAUUGAAUUAUUUAUCAACAGCCUCAUUUAAAUAUCACAGCCAUCAUUUAUUAGGUUUCCUUUAUAAAAGACAAACACAUUAUGACAAACUUUAAUGUUUUUUUUGCUAUUUAUUUUUGAACUGUCAAACGUAUUUCAAACACAGUCAUUAAUAUAACACUAUUAAAACAUGCAAUGUACAUUCACCAGUAUGUGUCUGUCUGUAAUAUAAGACAAUGUGAGACUUAUUUGAAUUAUUUGUUU